AUGUCCGACAAAAUCGACGUCCUUCUAUACGGCCUAGGAGCUAUUGGCUCUUUCUAUGCGUUCAUUCUGAGUCGUUCCGACCGCGUGCGACUGACAGUGGUCGCACGCUCUAACUACGAUGCUGUCAAGGCUAAUGGAAUUACCAUCAAUAGCGAGAACCACGGGAAUCACACCUUUCGCCCGCAUCAAGUGGUGAGAUCACCCGCUGAGGCUGGCCCUGUCGAUUAUGUCGUUUGUGCGCACAAGGCCAUCGACCAGGAAGAUGUUGCAGUGAGAUUGGCUCCAGUGGUAGACCAGGAUCGCACCACGAUUGUGAUUAUCCAAAAUGGCGUUGGGAACGAGGAGGCUUUCCGCAAUCAAUUUCCUAAGAAUUCUAUUCUGACCUGUGUGACUUGGGUCGGCGCCAUCCAAAACAGCCCCGGUAUCAUCAACCACACCAAGUCCGAAGAUAUGCAAAUCGGUUUGUUUCCCAAUCCACAAGUGAACAAAGCGACUGAGCAGCAGCGCUUGGAUACUUUUGUCGCGCUUCUCCAGAAGGGCGAGACUAAGUUUACUGUUCUCGAGGACAUGCAACCCCAGCGAUGGGAGAAGGUGGUUUGGAAUGUCGCCUGGAACUCGCUUACGACACUGACCAUGGUCGACACACAAACUUGGCUGCAUUCCUCACCCGACGCGGAGCCUUACACGCGAAGACUCAUGCAUGAGGUUAUUCAAGUUGCUCGUGGUUGUGGUGUGCAGCUUGAAGAUGGCCUAAUUGAUCAAUUGAUGGACCGAAUCAAUGCCAUGCCCGGCAUCGGUAGCAGCAUGCAGACCGAUUGCAAGAGCAAUCGACCGAUGGAAAUUGACGUUAUUCUUGGAUUCCCAGUACGGAAGUCCCGAGAAUUGGGGAUUCCAGCGCCAUAUCUUGAGAGUCUCUACGUGAUUUUGCGUGCGGUGGACGGCCGAAUUCGAGCUGCACUGUAG
This is a messenger RNA of Penicillium cosmopolitanum, 963 nucleotides long. RefSeq names its product ketopantoate reductase family protein. The coding region runs from base 1 to 963 and encodes 320 amino acids. Gene Ontology annotation, molecular function: 2-dehydropantoate 2-reductase activity. Gene Ontology annotation, biological process: pantothenate biosynthetic process. Gene Ontology annotation, cellular component: cytoplasm. The transcript is spliced from 5 exons. The record is from RefSeq and is a predicted model, not a curated record. Lineage: Eukaryota; Fungi; Ascomycota; Eurotiomycetes; Eurotiales; Aspergillaceae.